AUGUAUAAACGGAUUGAACGCUUAGUAGUGAUGGAUGAUUUACUCAAUAAUGCAAAAGGGAGAAAAUGGGAAGUGUGCAAAUAUAUAUUGAAUAAAACGCCCGAUAUUAUUAAUGAAAAGCCUCCUUAUCGUAAAUUUUAUUUCAUUCAUCAUAUUGCAUACAAAGGCGAUCGAAAAGCAUUUGAUGAUUUUAAUCAACAAAAUCAAUUUGAUUUAAGCUUGCUCACUAAUGAUGAUAAAUCCAUCAUCGAUAUUGCCAAUGAAAAAGGAAAUCAAGAUUUUGUUCAACAUAUUAAUAGUUUAAAACAACAAAAGGAAGCAAAAACAGCAUCAGAUCGAUUUUCACGGCAAAGUUGUAUAGAGAAGCGAGUUCACACGCGUGAUCAUAUAAAGAAAUCAACAAGUGGCAAGUCAGAUGCCACAAUUGUACUGAAUGAUGACAACUUCAUUCGCUCUCUAAUUUGUCCAUUGUCGGGAGAAAUGCUCAAAGUUCCAGUUGUUGCAUCCGAUGGUUAUACGUAUGAAAAAGAAAAUAUUCUGGAAUAUUUUAAAACACAUGAUCGUUCUCCUAUCACAAAUGAACUGUUCAAAAACAAAGAAUUUCAACGAAACUUAACGAUCGAAGGUAUUUUAAAAGGUUUUGCUUCAAUUUCAUUGGCAUCAUCAUCAACGACACCGUCAUCAUUGUCCACGUCAAUAUACUAUAAAGCACAACCUGGUGACACGUUAACUGAAAUUGCGAAAAAGAAUGAAUUUAGUUUAGAUCAAAUGAAAGCAGCAAAUCCAGAAUUGAAAGGUUUUGAUCGAUUGGAACCUAACCAAGUAAUUAAAUUACCAUUUGUUCAAAAACUGAUUGAAUCCACGUUAGAAAGAGAACCUCGUGCAUCUGAGAAUAGCGUUACUGUAUUUCAACAUUUUGAUAACACAUCAGAAGAAUCGAGUUUAAUUCCAGAAAGUGUUCCUGAACAAAAAUUAUCUGAUAUUCGAGGAAAACUUCAAGCUGUUUUCUUGCUGAUUGAUGUGGAUCGUGAUGGCAUUCUGACAUUAGAAGAAUUUAAAGCAUUUUUGUCAAGAUUAAAUAUAGAAAUGAACCAUCAAGAUGCGAGUGCUUUAUUUCAAGAUAUCGCUCAUAAAGAUAAAAAUAAAAUGACAUUUCAAGAAUUUUAUCAAUAUUAUGAAGAAAUGGUAAAAGCAGAAAAAGAAAAACAUACUCAAUCAGAAAUAGAUCUUCUAUCAGCAUUCUUAAAAGCUGAUAAAGAAGGUAAAUGUGAAUUAGGUGGUAUUUCACAAUUAAUCAAUAAGCGAUGGGAAAAAUUUAACAAUUUCAAGCGUGAUGGUAAAACGGGUAAAUUAGUUAUGGUUGGUGCAGACGGAGUUAAAGAUGUUUUACCAGGAGAGUAUAGUCUCGUUGAUCUUAUCGCAUGGUCCGAUAUUAUACUACAAGAUAUAAAACCAAAAUUUAUUCAAAUCCCAGGUAUUCGUUGGAUAAAAGGCUCCGAUCCAAAAUCUCAAUCAGGUAGGCUGGUGUUUCCAAAGAAUUUUGUUGAUAUACGUUUACCAAUUGAAGUUGGAACAAAUGACAAAUUAUCCUAUUAUGGAUGUUGUCUGGCUAAUGAGAGUCACAUGAAAGUAUCAUUAUUUCAUCGUCAUUGCAUUCAAGAUUUUACUUAUUAUGAGAAUUAUUAUCGUGAUUUUGUUAAGGGAAGAGCAGGUUUAGAGAAGCAUGAGUUUGCUCAUCUCGAUUGUCCAUUUGAAGAAAAUAGUGGCUUUUUUAUAUUAGGUAAAUUUGCUGAUCAAAAUGAAAGUGAAUUACAUUUAACAGCAUUUAAAAUUCCAUUAAAACAUACUCUUUAUGUACCACCAUUGACAAUACAUUCAAACGAUUAUUUGAAAGGUAAAUGGCGUACGAUGUUGUCAGAUGCAGCUGCCAUCGAUCAUGUUUGUCUUGAGCGAGAAAGAUAUGAUGGAGAAACAGACCAAAUUUCUUUCGAUUUUACUGACUAA
Messenger RNA from Rotaria sp. Silwood2, 2004 nucleotides. The record is from the annotation of a GenBank genome assembly. NCBI's taxonomy places the organism in Eukaryota, Metazoa, Rotifera, Eurotatoria, Philodinida, Philodinidae.